This is a messenger RNA of Aplosporella prunicola CBS 121167, 1243 nucleotides long. RefSeq lists its product as uncharacterized. NCBI's taxonomy places the organism in Eukaryota, Fungi, Ascomycota, Dothideomycetes, Botryosphaeriales, Aplosporellaceae. The transcript has 2 exons. The record is from RefSeq and is a predicted model, not a curated record. Bases 165 to 815 code for a protein of 216 amino acids. Gene Ontology annotation, molecular function: peroxiredoxin activity.
UUUUUUCUUCUUUCUUUGAACUUUGAACUUUGCAGCGAAGUGUAUAUCUAGCUACUCCUAACUACACACCUACGGCAUACAACUACCUACCUAUCGGCCAUCAUCAUCAUCAUCAUCAUCACCAUCGUCACCACAUUACUAUCACCACAGCUAUCACCACCAAAAUGCGCCUCCCCUACGCGCCCCCCACCCCCCCUCCCACCGCACCCCCCUCAACCCACGACACGUACGCGCGCAUCCGUGAGCGCCGCCACCCCCGCCCCCUCAUCCCGCUCGACCUCGCCCUGCUGCACUCGCCCCCCCUCGCAGACGGCUACAACGCCUUCAUCGGCGCCAUCCGCAGCGCCACGACCGUGCCGCCCGAGCUGCUCGAGCUCGCCAUCGCGCGCGUCGGCGCGCUCACGGGCGCCGCCUGGGAGUGGCGCGCCCAUAGCGCGCUGGCUGCGAAAGCGGGCGUGCGGAGGCGCGUCCUGGCGUGGGUGCUGAAAGGGGAGGAGGUGCGUGAGGAUGUGGUUAUGGGGGUGGGUGAGGAAGGGGAGGAGAAGGAAAGGGGGGAUGGGGUUGAGGAUGGCGAGGCGAGGGUCCUGACAAGCGUGCAGGCCGCGGUGCUGCGCUAUGCGGAUGCGAUGGAAAGGGGGGCGGGCCGCGUGGGCUCGGACGUGUUUGAGGCCCUGAAGGGGUUUUUUGACGAUAGGGCCGUCGUGGAGCUGACGGUUGCGGUGGCCGCGUAUUGUGCGGUUUCGCGGAUUUUGGUCGCGCUGGAUGUGGGUGAGAUGGAGGGCGUGCCGUUGGAGCUGCCGGCGGAGGCGGUGUGAGAUGGAGUGUGAGAUUCUUGUGGGGAUGGGGAUGAGGGGCAGUGGUUUUGCGUGAUGGUGGUGAUGGGUGUUGUGGCGGGUUUGCGUUGGUUGCUGUGAUGGAGCUGGAUGGUCUGCUGUCUUGGUCCGGAUUUCUUUUACGAGUCGCCUCUUGGUGUUUUCAAUCCACGUCUGCGAGUCGUCGAUUGAUCGAUUUGCUGCUUAAUGGAGACGCCAGAUUCCGCUUUUUACAGUUGAUGGUCCUCGCUGCAUUGAAGAGCUGGGGGACCGGAAAUAUAGAAGAAAAACCACAAACCACGCACGCCUUUCGCCAGACACCCGACACGCCGCACACAACCUAGUCAAUACCGGCAAACGUGCUGCAAAAGAUACCGAAGGCGAUGCUGAAAACCCGCCAUGUCAAACAAAAGCCAUUAUCUAUUGAUGCC